AUGGCGGAGCCGAUAGACCCCAGGCCGGACGAUACGGCCAAUCUGCCCGCUGGGCUAAAAUCACCAGUGGCUCAGCCGCCGGCUUCGACUGAACAACCGCCGCAACAAACAGAACAACCCCCGCCACAAUUGCAAGAAUCAGAUCCUACAUCCUCCUCAGUCAGCGCGCCGCAGCCCGAACCCCAACCUGACUUCCAGUCCCAUCCCCAGUCCCAUCCCCAGCCCGAGCCUCAGACCCAAACAAUACAUGAGACUACGGAGCAACAUGAACUGUCGAGCAUACCAUUCUCGCAAGCGGAAAACACUGAAGCUGCGCCAAUUCCGAAUACCACGACUCCUUCGAUUGAUUCCACGUUCCCACCCGAGCACUCUCUGCCCCCGAUGGACACAUCGCAGUCAUUAAUGGAUGCCGGUCUCACGUCGUUCGAUUCAGCACUACCCUCGGUGGGCUCUACAUCGGCUGAAGAUUACUCGCUUCCAGCAAUUGAUACAACUUUACCUACGUUUGACUCGGCUUUGCCGGCGAUUGGCACUGACAUUCCUACAAUGUACGAUGAUCAUCCGUUCGACGACAGUCAUUUCGGCACGCACGACUCUCACUCGGGAUCUGUAGAGCCUGGACACAGUGGGCCUGGAUCUAUGAACGGGUCGACACCUUACGAUACGACGUCCAACGGCACUUACCAAUAUGCACAUAAUUCUGCUCCGUCGCAUCAGUCCGAAGGACAUAAUCCACCUUCACAGGCUUCAUCCCAGCACCAGUUCCAAGCGCAGCCUCAGCAGAACUACCAGCAGCAGAGCCCCGAUAUGUACCACAAUUCCGGUUUCUCGACAGUGAAUGCGAAUUCGAACAAUAAUGGCCAAGGACAGCCGGGCCAAAUGCCACAGGCACCUAUCGGAUCGCCUAUGCCUCCGAUGUCCUCAAUGGGCCAGUAUAUGGGUGGUUACUCCUCCAAUUCUUCCCAAGGUGGUAUGAAUGCCAAUGGGCAAAUGCGAUACGGACUUCAGGGAGAUCCAAAUAAAAUGCUCUCCAGUGCACGACAUAAGAAAGAAGUGAAGCGCCGUACAAAAACAGGCUGUCUAACUUGUCGAAAGCGCAGAAUCAAGUGCGACGAAGGACAUCCGGUGUGUCGAAAUUGUGUGAAAAGCAAGCGCGAGUGUUUAGGGUACGAUCCCGUUUUUCGGCCUACCGCAUCAGCCCCAUCGGCCAUCCAACCUGCUCCAAACCCACCCCCGUCUCUGGUUGUGAACCCUCAAGGCCCUCCUGCCUCAUCUACACCUUCGUAUCCUUCCGCUCCUCCUGGGUAUAUGCCCGCUUCCUCCCAACCCUUUGCGCCAUCUCUUCAGUCUGAGUCGCCCAGCACCUCGACAGACCACCAAACCGAUCACAGAGCUUCGUUUGACGCGUCAACUGCCUUGAGUAAUACUCAAACACCAAACACAAUGCAAGUCGCCCACGAGACAGGGCCUCAGAUCUCUGAGCCUACUUACAGAGCUGCGAAAAAUCUCCAUGUCAAUGACUUGCUCGCUUUACGAGGUAUUGCCCCACCUCCACCACAUCCUGCCGGAAACCUCCCUCCAGGCCGCCUCGAAGAAAUCCAAGCUGUAUUCCUCGCUACUUAUGCACCCGCCAUCGACAAACUCUUGGAAGUUCGGUGGUACUCAGAGAAGGCGUUACAAGUUCUUAUGGCAGACAACCAGCUGAUGGCCGAUUAUUCUGCAUUGAUCAAUGCGUUCAACGAUUGGAAUCUUUCUGAUGGAAACACCCUCGCCCGCUUGGAGAGCUUCGAGGCCUCAAUUAUUUGGAGAAGUAUGCUGCUGUGCCGUCAGGUACCAAAUUCAGAGAAUGGUCAGUAUGGACAAGACUGGAACUUGCUUGCUGCCAGCGCUCGUUUGACCGCGAUGGAAGCUCUUCUGAGCUGGAACCACCUGGACCAAAAUUCCUUGUCCCGAAAACUCAGGAUGGAAGCCGCUACUCCACCUAAUCAGCCUGAUCAAUUCGUGGAACGGCAAUUGGAUUUCUGGGGCGAACUUGGUGAAUUUCUCACACUCCACGAUAACGAAGCCAGUUCCGCCAAGCAAAUUGAUGAUACGCUUACUCGUUGUCGACAAUUACUUGAUACACACGAAAACCGCGAUAUUAUUUAUUCUAUCGCAAUUGCAAGGCAUCUGGGAGCGCGUUGGAGCGAUUUCCCUAAUAGCUUGCCCAAAGUUGGCACUACCAACGAGAAGGAGUCCAGCACUAAGCUUUUCGUCGCACAAAAAUUCAUCGAAGAAGAAGCCGAGGGAAAAGGUACUACUCAGAUCUACAAGCGUAUCUGUUGUAUGGCAGUUCGCUCUUGGUGGGUCGCCCGCGAGUAA
Messenger RNA from Penicillium angulare, 2361 nucleotides. Its product is annotated as putative C6 finger domain protein. The record is from RefSeq and is a predicted model, not a curated record. NCBI's taxonomy places the organism in Eukaryota, Fungi, Ascomycota, Eurotiomycetes, Eurotiales, Aspergillaceae. Gene Ontology annotation, molecular function: DNA-binding transcription factor activity, RNA polymerase II-specific; zinc ion binding. Gene Ontology annotation, biological process: regulation of DNA-templated transcription. Bases 1 to 2361 code for a protein of 786 amino acids. The transcript is spliced from 3 exons.